UAACUUAAGUGGCAGUUUGUGUUAGUCCAUGUUGUAGCCUUAUUAUUGGGCCUAUUAAGUUAAUAGGCCUAUCUCUGUUAAUUCCAUUUCCCUUUGUUAACUGGAAUAAAUAGAGUAACUUAAUAUUUAUAGGCCUAUUCAAUCAAAAUGUACAAGCGGAGGACAAAAUCUGGGAGUUUGGGGAUUGUUAGGAUGGUUUCUAAGACCCAACAAAAUGUACCAGACUCAGAGGAGGCUAAAAAUAAUGUUUCAUCUUCGCAUUCAAACAAAGAAACUUCUAAAGCAAUCAUUACGAAUGACGAUCCAUCGUUGUCCAUGGAUAAAGAUAGUAAUAGAAAGCGCCAGGUAAAAACCCCUGAACCUGAAGACUCUGAUGAAGUUUUAUCAGAUUCAGAACCGUCUCCCAAGAAGACUCGUAGAUUUUUUAAUAGUACCUCUACUGUUUUGAGGGAUCAUACACUUUCCAAUAAGCUGAACCAAUCAAAAGUUGAAAGUUCUGCUUCAAAAACACCUAGUCCUACGCAUAAGCGCAAAUGUUCUGAAAAGCAAUUAAGAUCAAUUGAUCCUGCUGACACCAUUAGUAAAACAACCAAAGUUAACAAAAAACUCACUCAAGUGCCACUAAAUUCGAGUAACAAUUAUAAUAGAACAGCAAAGGAAACAAAAAACCCCACAUCAUCAAUCUUUAUUGCAAAUGAUGAACAUAAAACCAAGGCUCACGAAAAAUUGAAAGAAGACUUGAGAAAGGAUCGAAAACUAUCAUAUUUAGAAGAGGUAUUUGAACAAGCAGGAUUAAUACUAUCUGAUGGCUCUUCUGCCAACGUAUUAAGAACAGAUCAAGCAGUUUUUGUCAGAGACAUUAAGAAUGCUAUCUGUAGCAAUGAGGAGGAAUCAAAAAGAAACGUGAAACAAAUUAUGAAAGAUUUAGAAGAAUAUUGUUCUGAUGACAAAUGUUUGAAAUAUGCCAUUUCCUCUACAGAGACAGCCGAGGAUUGCGAUGUCUCUCGUGGAGCAACACAGGACAGUGUCAUGCGGCUCCUAUUGCACAUUGAUUGCUUACAAGCUCCAGUCACUGAGCUACUGCUUAUGGAUAAACUUGCCAAAUUCAUAAUGGAUGAACCCAGUGGUGACCUAGCCGUAAUCACUUGGGUUAGAAUGAUCCUUCAGUGCUUUAGAUUCUUGGAAAGGAUGAAUAACGGAAAAGCAGUAAAUGAUCAGCUUCUAGAGAUUGUUCUUGUUUCAACUGACACUUUGAUUCAACAAGAAGUGAUCCUGUCCCUGCCAGACAUCAUACAAGAUACAGAACAUCAUUAUACAGCUUUGGAGUUGAGCAAGCUAGUACGCAAAAGCAACCCACAGGUGAUGACCAGUGCCCUGGAGGCUCUCACCAACCUGUCACUACAGCCAGAGGUCCGCACACAAAUACAACCAACACUGUUGAGGGCAAUCAACAAGAUACCUCACGACUACUUACCCACCAUGCUCAAGUUCCUGUUUGCUGAUGGAGACGCUGCCUCGGUUGACGAGGUGAUCACUUUUCUGCGAAAUGAGUUAGACUUAGAAGAGACCAGUGGUAACUCAGCCAGUGUGCAAGUGCUGGUGUUUAUGACUCUGAGAGACGCUCUGUUGGUGUCUCGCACUCUGCCUACAAUCUGGCUGAAAAACAUCUCUUCCGUCAAGACUCAGGCUGAACAUAAACCAAUUGACAUAGUGAUGCUUUUGGUACUCCUGUCAGUGUCCAGUGAUAAUACUCGUCAUCGCGCCAUUGAAGCUGUGUUCAGAAGCAAGAUCAGAGCUGAAAUGUUUACUGAAACCUUAAUCAAUGAAACUCUCAAAGCCUACAUUCCUGUUAUAAAGGAACAUUUUCAAGUUACAAUUAAACUUGCUGGAGCUUUGUUAAAAUCCCCAGAACCAGCUGUUGUCGAAUUUGCUUCAAAAAUAUACAUAGGCAUGUUUGUCAACAUGGAGGGGUUGUGGUGCAAGUGGGUAUUGUCUGAUCUACAACAAGGCGUUGGUACUGGAGACACAGGCAUGGCUAGAGCUGCUCUGUCUGUCAUACAACAUCUCACCAACAACCAUCACCACAAGGUCAAGCCACUGGGUGUCAUACUGAUGCUGCUGCUGAACAAGUUGAAUGACUUGGCAUUGAGUGAGGUGUGUCAAUUGAUGGACAUCCUGUGUCACAUUGCCUACUCUGAGGAUGAUGAAAGCUCAGAGAACUGUACAAUGCUGCAAGACGAGAUCAACAUCUUGGUCCAGAAACAGCUCGCUAGCUCACAACUCAGUGUGAAACGUAAUGGAAUAAUUGGAUGUGUAAUGACAAUCAAACAUGUCACCACUGUUUCUGAAUGUACAACUGACUCUCUUGCUUCAGAGAAAAAUCAUACAUCAGAUAAAGCUGCAAAGGCGUCACAACUCCUUGAGCUCCUGUUGAGCAGCACUAAGGACUGUGUAGAAGCCCAGGGUCUAGCACUGGACCAACUGUCUCAUCUCCUCAUCUCCGGCAAAGCAUUGGACCCAACAUUUGUGACAAAACUCUCUAGUCUGAUGAGGGACAAACUUCAAGAUGACUUUUUGAUUUCUGCUUCGGAUUUUGUAUCAAAGGGCGAUGUUAUCGAAACCUCCCUUCAGUUUUAUUUGGAUGAUGAUCCAGAGGGGUCUAUAGCUCUUAACUUGGCAGACUUGGUUGUAAACGAACAAAACUCAGAAAGGAUGAGGUCUACUGUGGGAGUGAGUUGUCUACACCCGUUGUUGAGGCUGCUGAGAGGACUGGAGAUGAGUGACCUGAGUGAGAUAGACGCACUGCUGGGUUGUCACAUAUGUCUUCCGGCGCCUCAGGUGUAUACAGAGUUUGGACAGGUCACUGAUUACCAGCAACAUGUCUCACUGCAUUGCCUCUUCCAUUGUGUCAACUGGCUCAUUGAAAUCGUCAACUGCUUCUCCUAUCUGAUCAAGAAAAACGAACCCGAAAAGGUGGUAAUGCGUGUACGACUGAUUGUGUGGUUAAGAGGACUUUUGUCACGCUGUCUGCCUCUGGCCAUGCAGUAUACUCCUCCAGUCUGCUACUUCCAGGCAUUACCCAGACCCAAGGCCAGCAGUAGUCAGGAGAAACCAGCCAAAAAGAAAACCAAAAGGAAAGGGAAGAAGAAAAGCAAAAAGAAUCAGGAGGAUCAACCUUUGACAGGAACGGUGGCGGAGAUGAGUCAUGUGAGUGAGGAAGAGGAAGAAGAAGUGACAGAAGAGCGGUUGGCAGAUCUUACCAAAUACAGGGUAUACUUCAGAGAGCUCGACAUUGAUGUGUGGUUAGUGUUGACUCAGCCGUUGACACUCGCUCCUACGCCAGAGAAGGAUGGACAGUUCACCGCAGAGCUGGGCCCGUCAGAGCUGCUAUAUCUGCUGGACGACUAUGUCUCCAAGUUGUCUCAUUCUCUCACAGCCUCUCACAAGCGCAUCUCCUUCCUCAAAACUGCCAACAGUAACAAUGUGGUUGGAUUUGAAAACUUGGACAAAUUCCCCCCGCUACAUAUCGCAAAGAACACAAUCAAGCUGUUGUCGUUCUUGUGUGGCUUCUUGGAGAAAACCGUCGAGUUUACUCAGAACCUGGUUAAAGUCAAUGAUGGGAUCCUAGACUCAACAGGAAUGUUCAUGGAAGGCUCAGCAGAAAUCAAGACGUGUCAAGCAAGAUUGUUGAGGAUCCUGGCAAUACUGUUCUCCUGGGUUGGCUUACAAAAUCCUGCAAAUAGCAACUACCUAUUAGCUGCACUACAGAAGGUGGCUGGUCGUGUGAGUGGUGAGCAGGCCAAGACCAAGUCCAGACCUCAGCUGGUGAGAGACUGUGUACAGUACCUCACACAGUGUCAUGAGCAUGUCCUAGAUCUGACCUCGGCCUGCACUCUCGUUGACACUAUCAAAGCAUUUAUGCAUCAUGCAGAACAAGACAACAGCAUCCGAAGCCAGAUAGCGAAUCUCUGUGGUGAGUUCCUGGAGAGACGGUGGUAUGACAUGAAAGGAAAUCGUGAGAAAGGAGCGGCACUCAACAGCCAGGUGGGGGAACUGCUGUCCAACUAUCUUACACACUCGGCUGACCAGCUCAAGACUGUCACGGACAUCCUGGGCUGGCUGUCCACCCAACACCAGCAGCUGGCUGAAAAAGAUGGAGCUCUCUCUACGUUUCCUUCAUUCUCUAGGUUGAACCUGCAUGUGUUGAUCACUGGUCUACUGAAGGGACUGGAGAGUGCUGUGAGGCAGAGAUUGGAAGACCAGUCCAGUGACAGAGACCAGCUACAGUUGUGGUCAUCUCUUACACAGGGACUGGAGACUUUGGUAGCUGUUGUCAAGGCUAACGACAGCAAACCUAACCUCAGGGCUUUCAUGAAGGGCUGCACAGCAGUGUUGAAGCUUUUCCUGUCUCAAGGAAUGUCUACAUGCAGAUUCAUGUUCAAACACGAACCUGCCACUGUGUCUCAGGUGCUCAAGAAGCUUCAAGUCACUACAAGAUACUUACAGACAAUAUGCAACUAUGUGAAGGUGAGUAAAGACACUGGACUGACACAGUAUCUGCCUCCCAUCAGAGCUGUGCUGGAGUCCAUCCUUCUACAGGUCAGGAGCAUCAUAGUUAUCAACAAUUGCACCGACGCAUUCUUCAUGGGCAGCAUGAAAAACAGGGACCUCAAAGGCCAAGAGAUACCUUCUCAGAUUGAAGUUGAGGAAGAAGGACUAAAUAGUCUACACAAUGGAUCGGAUUCAGAACAAGAAAAGGAAAAGGAUGACGGAGAAAGCUCUGCUAUUGAAACAGACAUAGAAGGUGAAGAGGACGAUGCCAGUAACUCAAUCAGCAUUUAGUGUCUGUCUGAAGAUGAAGUUGCAUUCUCAAGAACAAGUUUAAGCCAAGAAUUGGGCUAAUUUGUUUACUAAUUUGUUUUUUAUAUUUUGAAAAGUGUUUUGCUACUCUCAUGGUUAUCACAAUAGUAUAUAAGUUUAUCUGUGGAUAUUUUAGUUCUGUUGUACAGUAAGAUAUUGAACAAUGUCACAACUAUGUUUUACAAUACAACCUUUUUAAUUAUUAAUCGUUUGAAUAGAUCCUUAGUCUAAAAGAUAAUAAUAAACCAAAACAUUGUUUAUGAUAUAAACCAAUUGUUCUAUGGGUUUAGUCUCAGUUAGUUGUUUUUUAUUAGAUGUAAUAUUUGAGUUAUUAGAUUCUUCAGGUUUAAAAUUGUGUUACUGACAAAUUCUUUCAUCUGAGAUAAUGUGUUAAAACAAAAUAAAUUGUUUAUCUUAUGGUGACA
Molecule: messenger RNA, 5285 nt
Organism: Macrosteles quadrilineatus (aster leafhopper)
Lineage: Eukaryota; Metazoa; Arthropoda; Insecta; Hemiptera; Cicadellidae
Product: Fanconi anemia group D2 protein-like
Exons: 26
Coding region: 148-4842 (1564 amino acids)
Biological process (GO): homologous chromosome pairing at meiosis; double-strand break repair involved in meiotic recombination; interstrand cross-link repair
Cellular component (GO): nucleus; condensed chromosome
Molecular function (GO): DNA polymerase binding
Source: RefSeq, a predicted model, not a curated record